AUGUAUUCAAAUAACUAAGGUAGAUAAAACUCAUAGAUUUAGGGAGCAGGUUUUUAAAACGACGCUUUUUCUUACGGAUUAGAUAAUUUAAAUGCUUAGAAUAUUAGCGAGCACUAGAGAAAAGCUAAUAAGCAGGUUGAGAGGUCAGCUGAUAUCGAAAAGGCAGCUAGGUCUUGCAACUGUGAGGAUUUGCAGAAUUUGAUAGAUGAUGCUGGGGAGGAGUCAAUAAAUAAAAGGGAUCUGAAUAGAGCUCUUCUUUUGGCUGUAUAGGGUUGUCUUUCAAAUAAGAAGGAGGAAUUGAUGGAAUGCAUUAGAAUCCUAUUGAACGCAGGGGCGAAUGUGGAUGCAGAAAACCCUAAAGAGGGAAAAACCGCUCUUAUGAUAGCCUGCGAGAAAGGAUAUGUGGAGGUGGUCGAUUAUCUACAGCAGUGUGAUGCUCAAGUGAAUCUGAAGGACAAGAAGUCCCGCAGUCCAAUCCUGUAUGCCUUAGAGGCAAACGCUUAGAACUUAGAUGUGGUUAUGAGAUUGAUUAAUAAGGGUGCCGAUGUGAAUGUAAUCUCCAUUGAUGGAUGGUCGCCUCUGCUUAAGGCAACUCAGAAACAGUAUCAUGAAAUUCUUGAAAAACUUGUUGAGAUAGGUGCAAAUUUAAGUCAUAAACUUCAUAAUUAGAAUACUGCUUUGCACAUUGCAACCGAACUAGGAGACUUGACCUCUGUGAAAAUAUUACUGCAAGCAGGUGGUGGAUUCUAGGAACUGCAAAACAUUAAUAAGGAAAAGGAGACGCCAUUCAAUAUUGCUGAGAGGAAUGCCGGUCGAGGUCAGUAAUACAUGGACACUUACCUUUAUUUAAAGUAACUCAUGGAGGAAAGGGAGGCCAAUGCUAACAAGGUAAAAGAUGAAUUAGUUAAGUAAGAGGAUUUGAAAAUAGAGAAGGAAGCAACUAAACGUACUAAGUAAAAGCAACAGCAGCAUAAUUAGUAAAGAAACGUUGAUAAUCUUAGAAAUCAAUCUCUUAAGGAAGCAGAUCUAACUAAUCAAGCAGAAGGUCAAAAUAUUAAUGAAGGCAAGCAUUAGAAAGAGGAGGCGUAUGCAAUGAGCUAGAUUGAAAAGUCGCCUAUCUAGGAUUACUAUAACACAGGAAGUGCAGAGAGUAGAAUGGGCAGUGAUAAGAAAAUGCACCAUCAAAACGUUUAAAAUAUGCACUAACAUGCUAAUCUAUAAUAACAGCAAUAAAAUUUGCAAUAGCAGUAGCAACAAUAAUAGCAUUAAUAUGUCUAAUUGGAGGACAGCAAGAUGCAGUUUGAGUAUGUUCAGUCUUAGCUAAAUAUAUCCCCUAAGAAAAAUGAUGAGAUGAUGAAGGGUAAUCAAUACAAUGUCUAAGGAGAGAGUGGAUCUUAAUAAAACAGGAGAUCCCCAAUGGCACCGACAAAUACUUUUUCUAAGAACUAAAAUCAAAACUAGAAUCUUGUUAAAAACAGAAAUUCAAUGGGUUUCAAUAAUAAUCCUCACUAUAACUAGUAACAACAACACUAGUAGCAUAACCCUAACUAGCAAUAGUAGCAGUAAUAGAAUAUAUAGAGUGCUAGAAUCUAGCAUAGCUAGUAAAAUAGCCUUAUGGGUAAUGAGACUUUAGAUUUUUAGAAUAAAGGAGGGUAAAAUUAGCAUCAUAUUUAAUAACAGUAGCCCUAGCACAUAAAAAAUAACAGCAACAAACAUAUUUCUCACCCAAAUCAGUCAUUUGGCUUAGGUGGAGGACCUUAAGGAUAAGGAAAUCUAGUGAUUAACUAGUAGCAUUCUUAGAAUUAGUAGCAAUAAAACUAUUAAAACACGCAAAUAAUGCAGAAUUAUGGUAUAUAAUAACAGUAGUAGCAGUAAUAAUAGCCAGGAAUGUAGUAAAAUAACUUAAAUAACAGAAAUUAGCAGUAAAAUUACAAGAAAGGAGUCAAUAAUUCACUUCCUUUCACAACUGUCAACCCCAAUUCAUCUCCCUAGAUGAAUCCCUAAAACUAGCAGCAUUAGAGGUAUCAACCUAUUAUUAAUCUAAGUUCUACAUAGUUACCUCCUUAAUCCCCAUUGAUGAUGGGAUAGCAGUAAUAAUUGCCUCCUCCUACUCAUAAUUUGAGCUAAUUCCCCACUCUUUUACCUCCAUAAUAGAUUAUGCAGUAAAAUCCAUCUAUGCAGCAGCCAUUAUAGUAAACUACUCAACCAAUGCAGCAAUAAUAACAGUAAUCUUAAUAAAUGAAGCAGUAAGUCUAGGCACAGUAGCAGUAGUAACAAUAGUAGUAAUAACAAUAGUAAAUAUUAUGGGAUGCAAAUUAUAUUUCAAAUCAAUUUAAUCCAGCAAAUAUGAUGCCUAAUUCACACAGUAUGAUUAAUCCAACAUUUCCCACUUUUUACUAAUCUUUAGGAAUCAUCAUCUAGUAACCACCUAUGCCCAAUCAGCAGUAAACACAUUAAAUGAUUCAAGCAUUUAACCACAACAAUGGAUUGCCUUUACCUCCAAAUACCCAAACUUUUACAAAUACAUCAGCCUAAGUGUCAUCAUCAAGAAACAUUACUUAAACUUAGCCUAAUCACCAGCCCAUGAAGGAAGCACUGGACCUCUGCGAUGAAUAGAAUAUGAAAGUCUUCAUGCUGAAUAGCAAAUGUAUUAAACUCUAGCGCCAUUAGAAGCAGAAGGAUCAAGAUUUGAAGUAAAAAGAGCAAUAGAUUGCUGAACUGACCAGAUAGUGCAAUGAGCAGUAGAUGUCCCUAGAAAAAGCUGACAAAGAAAUAAUCAACCUGAACUAGAUCUUGAAUCUGUACAAGAACUCUAACUUCCUUCUUGAACAGGAAAAGAACAUGUUCUAGCAGCAGAUAUAAAAGAUGCAGGAAAACAUCAAGGUAGUUGAGGAUAACUUCAAAGAUAACAAGAUAAAAAUGGAAAAAUGCUUCAUGAACGUAUUUCUACAUCAGAAACAGAUCAUCGACAAAAUUGUAUCUAAAUUCUAGGAUAAGAGUUUGUUUGAGCAAGCUGAGAUUGACUAAAUCCAGAAAAUGCAUAACGACUCUAAAGAAUAGUUUGACUAGUUCCUAAUUAUUGAGAGUUCGUCAGGAAAUCAAUUGGCCUAUACUUAAGGAGCCCCAUCACCUAUAACUGAGAGACAAAAUAGGCCAAAUCUAUUAAUGAGAAUGGUUGAUAGAUAUGAGUCUCAAUCAUAUACUCUUUAAGAUACCAAAGAUCACUGGUAGAGACUUCAUGAAGAAAUACUUCUAUUUAGAGAGUCAGUCAGAGAUAUCCUAUUAGAAAUGCAACCUAUCAAAGAAUAGCUAAUUAAGAAUAUAGCAGCUGUCAUUAAAAAAGCUAUACCGAACGGAGAAGUCAAAGUCUAUGGCUCUCAUGCGACUAAAUUAUGUUUACCUUGGUCAGAUAUUGACUUAGUAAUAAUUACUCCUAGAAAUGAUAUAAACUCUCAUAAUCCUAAAUAUGUUUUGAGCAUUAUUGCUAGAGAACUACAGUUAGAAGGAACAAAUAAAUGGAUAUAAGAGGUCAAAUUUGUUGAGAAUGCCUCUGUUCCAGUAGUUAAAGUUAAAUGUCAAAUUGAAUAAAUCAUCUAAGGAUCAGGCUUAUAAAGUUCAUAGAUUUCUAAGUACCAAGCUUUUAUUGAGCAGCCAUUCUGUAUUGAUAUUACUUAGCUGACUGAUAAUCACAAUGGACUUGAAUGUGUUAAGUUAGUCUAAGACUUCCUCAACGAGAACGAGGUCAUUGAGCCACUAAUUCUGGUACUAAAGCAAUACUUAAAAGUAUGCCAAUACAAUGAUCCCUACUUUGGCGGUAUAAGCUCAUAUGCUUUAUUCUUGAUGAUUGUGUCCUAUUUACAGUCUUCAUAAACGCCAAAAGAGAUUAGUAAAGUCAAUUUAGGCAAGCUGCUUAUUGACUUCUUUUAGUUCUAUGGAGAUUUCUAACAUAUGAACUAUGGUAUUUACACACAUUUGCCUGGAAAAAUUCCUGAAAAGACCAACCAUUAUCAAAUUGUCAAUAUCGAUGAUCCUCUGCAUGCUCACAAUAAUGUGGGUAAAAGCUCUUUCAAGUUCUUUGACAUUAAGGUAUCAUACAUUUAGUUUCAUUAAUUUUCGCAGGAAUCAUUUAAAUUUACAAGUGUAGCAGCCUAUACUGGAUGCUUCUGCGAUUCUCACUACAGCAACCUAAACAUAGAGAAGGCUAGGCAAGCAAUAUAUGAUGGUUUAAGUACUGCAAACAUGCGCAAUGGAUUCGAAAGCAUGUGUAAGAGAAGUUGUGACUCUAUCCUCAGUAAGAUCAUCUAUUCGUACAUGCAAUAUUUAAUGCACAGCCUAUGA
This is a messenger RNA of Stylonychia lemnae, 4338 nucleotides long. The record is from the annotation of a GenBank genome assembly. Lineage: Eukaryota; Ciliophora; Spirotrichea; Sporadotrichida; Oxytrichidae.